AUGCUGUUGCGACUACGAGGGCCGGAUGGCAUGAUCCGGCUAGCGGUGGAGGAGACCACGACCUUUGGAGAACUGGGAGACCAGCUGUUGCCACACCUUCCGAGCACCGUUGAUCCCAAGACCAUCACCCUGUCAAAUGCUCCAAACGGAGGCGAUGCCAAAGUCCUGGUUGAGAUAGCAAAAUUCAAGGUUGGACAAAUCGGACUCAAACAUGGCGAUUUAAUUUUCAUCAACUACAAACACGCCAACGUGACCAACGGGGCUACCAAUGGCGAUGACUCGGCCAAGACAACAUCCGGAAGACUUAACGGCAAGCCCGUCUUACCGACAGAAGAUAUGCCAAUUAACCCACGAGUAGAGAGAAUAUCCAAGCCCUGGGAAGUAGUCAAGCAAUCUGCGCUCGACAACCGGCUAGACAAAUUGGAUGGAAAGAUCCCCAGAGGCCGCGACAAGAUGUGCCGACACGGACCCAAAGGCAUGUGUGACUAUUGUCAACCGCUGGAUCCGUUUGAUCCUGGAUAUCUUGCCGAAAAGAAGAUCAAAUAUCAGUCCUUUCACUCACACCUCAGAAAGAUCAACUCCUCAACCAAUAAGCCGGAGCUCGGUAGCUCUUAUAUUCCUCCACUUGUGGAACCCUUUUACCGAGUGCGACGGGAUUGUCCUACCGGCCAUCCUCCGUGGCCAGAAGGGGUAUGCACAAAGUGCCAACCAAGCGCCAUUACCUUGAAUCCACAGCAGUUUCGAAUGGUCGACCAUGUUGAAUUCGCAUCACCGUCCAUCGUUGAUUCCUUCAUUGAUGCAUGGCGCAGGACCGGUUCACAGAGAAUUGGUUUUCUUUAUGGCCGGUACGCAGAAUACACUGAAGUUCCGCUUGGUGUCAAGGCUGUCGUGGAGGCCGUCUACGAGCCGCCGCAAGUAGAUGAACUGGACGGCAUAACGCUAAACGCCUGGGGGAACCAGAAAGAAGUCGAGCACAUAGCCCAGCUCUGUGGACUAGAACCUGUCGGUGUCAUUUGGACAGAUUUGCUGGACGCGGGUCGGGGCGACGGCUCAGUGGUCUGCAAGCGCCAUGCUGAUUCAUACUUCUUAUCGUCUUUGGAAAUUUGCUUUUCAUCGAGAUUACAAGCACAACACCCCAAGCCGUCAAAAUGGAGCGACACCGGCAGAUAUGGCUCCAACUUUGUGACUUGCAUUAUUACGGGAAAUGAACAAGGCGAAAUCGGCAUCUCUUCAUACCAGAUGUCGAAUGAAGCAGUUGAGAUGGUGCGGGCUGACAUUGUGGAACCAUCUGCCGACCCGACGGUUAUGCUGGUUCGAGAUGAGGAGGAAGACGAUGGAUCUGUCAGCCGGACACGGUACAUUCCCGAAGUAUUCUAUCGCAAGGUGAACGAAUAUGGCGCCAACGUUCAAGAGAACGCUAAACCUUCAUUCCCUGUCGAGUAUCUCUUUGUCACUCUUACACAUGGCUUCCCCGCAGACCCGAAGCCAACAUUUACCCAGACAGGAUUCCCUAUUGAAAAUCGCGAAUACAUUGGGGAGUCCCAAGAACAUUCUGCUCUUUCCAAAGCUCUCAACUUAUCCGACACCGGCCAAGAGGUUUCUAACUUUCAUCUACUAUGCUUCCUCCACCAAAUGGGCAUUCUAUCCAAGGACGAGGAAGCAUUGCUGUGUCGAGUCGCGAGUCAACACGAUCUCGCCGAAUCUUUCCAACUACGUUCAACAGAAGGCUGGCAAACCCUCCAGGCUAUCCUGCAAUCGACUGGUGAGCGACUCCCCAAGCGUCCGCGAGAUGGCCAUGCCACCACCUCGGCAGACUCCUCUGCGUAUGAUUUUUCGACGCGUCAUGUUAGUGCGCGUGACUCGGGUGAGCCACUUACUAAACGCUUUGCUGCCUUCAGGCUGAACGAACGCCGGACGCCGAACCGAGACGCUUAA
Messenger RNA from Metarhizium brunneum ARSEF 3297, 1935 nucleotides. RefSeq names its product Nuclear protein localization protein 4 (gene NPL4). The record is from RefSeq and is a predicted model, not a curated record. Gene Ontology annotation, molecular function: ubiquitin protein ligase binding; ubiquitin binding. Gene Ontology annotation, cellular component: nucleus. Lineage: Eukaryota; Fungi; Ascomycota; Sordariomycetes; Hypocreales; Clavicipitaceae. Gene Ontology annotation, biological process: ubiquitin-dependent protein catabolic process.